AUACCGGUUUGAAUUCAGAUUGACAUAAGAUUGACUGGCCAACUCUUGGUAUAUAAACCACUGCCCUUCUUUGAAGUUCUUAGACCAGCAGAGCUUAUAACAACGCCGAACUCCUAAACCAUAUUCUUCUUGCUUUCUUUCCAAAGGCUAGCUCUCACAACUUAAUACAAGGAUGAUCCCAACAGUUAUUUCGCUGUUCACAGCAUCUAUCUGGUUGGUGAGCUCCUUGCAGGUUGCGAGUGGAGCAUGCAGAAGCAGCGAAGAAUCAGUAACAUACGAGCUUGUGUUCCAUGGUGACUGGAGUCGGACAGCAUUCCCAAAGCAAUACCCGAUAUUUAGAAAGAGUGCACAAUGGUCACCUGUCUUGGGUGUGGUACACAACAGUCUCUUCACUAUGUGGAAAGAGGGUGAACUCUCCAGUGAGCCUUUCUCACGUUUUGUUGAAGGUGCUGACAUCAAGAAUCUUCGUCCAGCUCUUACAGGAAGAUCAACAGAUGUCUAUACCACCUUUGCCAGUGGUGCCGUGGCAUCUGGUGUUGGCAGGACAUCAAUUCAGUUCAGAAUGCAAAGAGAAUUUACCGAGGUCUCAUUCGCCGUUCGAAUUGUCCCGAGUCCUGAUUGGUUUGUGGGUCAGUCAUCCCUUGACCUUUGUAGCAGUGGAGAGUGGAUACACGACAUGACAUUGGACCUUUAUCCUUACGACGCAGGAACUGACCAAGGGUUCAUGUUCACCUCACCAGACUUCCCUGAGGUUACUCCUCAACCUAUCGUUGAAAUCACAUCCCGCGUACCAAGUCACCCUGCCAAUUCUUUCUAUUAUCCAAGGGUUGCACACCUGCCUCGUAUUGCACAUGUUACGUUGUCUCGAGUACACAAUGCCCAACCGGCCUGGAUGAGACUAUUACAAAGUGAUCGUGGUGUAGCUGAUGAAGAGGAGGACGAGGUACACAACGCUAUACCAAAGAACAAAAAUGGCUUCUUCGGUUUGAUAAAAGAUUCGAAGGCAACAACAACGAUAUCUGAUCAAGUACUGACGCCUCUAGAUUGUGAGGUGACGUCAUGGGGUGGGUGGAGCCACUGUGACGUCACGUGUCGAGUAGGUCUGAAGCGACGAUUUCGUCUAGUCCAACAGAAGCCCCUAAACCGUGGUGAGCCUUGUCCUGACUUGGUUGACGUCGUGAUAUGUGAUAAGACAUUGGCGAUGGUUAAACCUGAGAAAAAGAAGUGUGCCCAGAAACACAUCAGCAAGGAGAAAAAGCGAUACAUGAAGCAACAGCUCAGGAACUUCGACACUAAGGGCAAACGAAAAUACAUUGUCUAGUGGGCUGAUGAGUGCAUCUUCAACGAAAUAAUCAAUGAUUAAAUUUUGACUAUUGCUAAUCUACAAUACAUGUUUUAAUAAAGAUGCGGCACACACUAACACUAGUUCAACUCAAAGUGUCUCAUUCUCGCACCUUUAACUCAAUUCCUCGGGGUCCUACGCUGCAAGAGCUUACACGACGAACGGAAAAGAGGACGGUAGAUCAAUUUGCGCUUCCUCAUAUUUUUUUAACUAAAGAAACCAGUAUGCACAGACUAAUACUUCGUUCUUCCUGCUGUCAUGUUUGUGAAAGCUCCCUAUUAAUACCAUCGCCAUUAGUGCUAUAGAGAUAAUUGUAACUUCGGUUCAAUGAAAUGCAAUUUGUUAUGUCUAUUAAUUUAUCGAUUAAAAAAGAACGGUGCACUGUUUAGAAUAUUGGAUAAAGUACCUCAUAAUUUUUAGCUGUAUUCUAUACCUAACCAACUCUCGAAAAAUAAUUUGUUUAAUGUUCGGUAAACUUAUCAUUAAACCUAACCAAUACCCACAAAACGUAUGGUUAGGUAUUACAGAGUGGUGUGAAGUAGAUCUACGACAACAUGUAUCCCCUAUACUCACACAAGAACAUUCCCUAAUCAGAACAGUUUGUCCAUAUAGCAUUACAGAUGGUUCAGAGCAAUCUAUAUAGUUUUAGUGUCAUUAUCACGGUGGUAUUGCAGUGAUUUGCUGUGGCUGCUUUGAUGGUUCAGCUUCCAAAACAUAUGAAACAAAAUUUACAAUUGGACUGAUAUUUGUAAUAUUUCUUAUUGCCAAUAUGGUAUUAUAGAAAGAUCGUCACUCGCCAUGAUCACUGAAGCGUAGCAAGAAUUUAUAAUGACAAGACCAUGAAGGCAGAAGUGAAGAAGGUUAUUUGGCGAUAGAACAAUUAUUCUGAGAAACCACUGAAAAGAUUCUUUCCAAUCAUAUUGAGGUAUUUGCUAUAACACAUUUUCGUUCGGUUGAUUAAUGUUAUCACUGAUGUCUAUUGAACAGAACUCUUCUUGAAGGAGUAGGCUUUAUUGAAGAUAUGAUGGAGUUGGCUAGCUGUCUAGUAAUAUCGCUUAGAAGCUUGCGACUAUUGAGCACAAAUUUAACCAAUCACGCACAUAAAAACCCAAAACGUUGGGAUAUGUUGUUUCUAACUUACCGAUUUUGAUCGUGUUAUUUACCCGGCGAUCAGUGAGAAACUGGUAAUCCUUCUGGCAAAGUUGUUAGGGGUUGAUCAUGUUAUUUACCUGGCGAUCAGUGAGAAACUGGUAAACCUUCUGGCAAAGUUGUUAAGGGUAAGGGGAACCAAUGAUCGCAUUUUUUCAGCGCUAUGGGUUAUCAUCAAACCUACUUUAAAGGUCAAGUCCACCCCAGAAAAACGUUGAUUUGAAUCAAGAGAGAA
Lytechinus variegatus (green sea urchin) is the source of this 2726-nucleotide messenger RNA. It is a transcript of the gene spon2, whose product is annotated as spondin-2-like. The record is from RefSeq and is a predicted model, not a curated record. Gene Ontology annotation, cellular component: extracellular matrix. The coding region runs from base 173 to 1321 and encodes 382 amino acids. Gene Ontology annotation, biological process: cell adhesion. The transcript has 5 exons. Lineage: Eukaryota; Metazoa; Echinodermata; Echinoidea; Temnopleuroida; Toxopneustidae.